AUGGAGAAUCAGGGCCACAACAACCAGGACCCCGAAGGGCCCACCAACAACGAGGCGCCGGCUCCGGUAAAGGCGGAGGCCGCUGCUGCCGUAUCGGCACAGCAGAUUUCGCUGAAGGUUGUCAACGCCGACGGCGCAGAGAUGUUCUUCAAGAUCAAGCGAGGGACGCAGCUGAAGAAGUUGAUCGACGCGUACUGUAAGAAGCAGGGCAUUUCACGCGGUAGCGUUCGUUUCCUGUUCGACGGCGCGCCGAUUGAUGAGAGCAAGACGCCGGAGGAUUUGGGCAUGGAGGACGACGACGUGAUAGACGCCAUGGUGGAGCAGACAGGAGGGUCCGGGGUGGGACAGCGGUGA
Leishmania braziliensis MHOM/BR/75/M2904 is the source of this 354-nucleotide messenger RNA. RefSeq names its product putative small ubiquitin protein. The transcript has a single exon. The record is from RefSeq and is a predicted model, not a curated record. Gene Ontology annotation, biological process: protein sumoylation. Bases 1 to 354 code for a protein of 117 amino acids. Gene Ontology annotation, molecular function: ubiquitin-like protein ligase binding; protein tag activity. Lineage: Eukaryota; Euglenozoa; Kinetoplastea; Trypanosomatida; Trypanosomatidae. Gene Ontology annotation, cellular component: nucleus.